AAUAAAGAGGAGAGCCGAGCAGGGCUGAACAAUAGAGACGGGCAGACGGGCGAGGAGGAGAGCCAGCUGCCGCUGCUGGCGGAGAGCGGGCGCGCAGGCAGCCCGGACCCCGGCCCCGGGCCCCGGCCCCGGCCAGACAGCAGGCGGCCAGCGCCCCCGGGGAAGGGGUACCAUGGGGGAGCCGGCGGCAGGCGCCCCCAGCCCGCCGCGCGCCUCCGCCUGAGCGAGGCUCGGCGUCCUCUGCCCCAGCCCCGCCGCCCGGCCGCCCGGUCGCCCAGCCCCGGGUCCGCCUGGUCUGCGGCCGCUGCGCCCUGAGCCCUCUGCCCAUCGGGCGCCCCGCAGCCCUCGGCCCCGGGCUUCGCCGGACCCCGGCUGCCCGCGGACGCCCGCCCCAGUCAUGAACCCCCCGGAGGGGGCAGCAGAGGAAGGAGGAGCAGCCGACUCGGACGUGGACGCCUUUUUCCGGACAGGAUCUUUUCGGAAUGAUGGUUUGAAAGCUUCUGAUGUCCUUCCCAUCCUAAAGGAAAAAGUGGCCUUCGUGUCUGGGGGCCGGGAUAAGCGAGGAGGACCCAUCCUGACCUUCCCUGCUCGCAGCAAUCAUGAUAGAAUAAGACAGGAAGACCUGCGGAAACUCGUGACCUAUUUGGCCAGCGUGCCAAGCGAGGACGUGUGCAAACGUGGCUUCACCGUCAUCAUCGACAUGCGGGGCUCCAAGUGGGACCUCAUCAAGCCCCUCCUCAAGACGCUGCAGGAAGCGUUUCCCGCCGAGAUCCAUGUGGCCCUCAUCAUCAAACCUGACAACUUCUGGCAGAAGCAGAAGACCAACUUUGGCAGCUCCAAAUUCAUCUUCGAGACGAGCAUGGUGUCCGUGGAGGGCCUCACGAAGCUGGUGGACCCCUCCCAGCUGACGGAGGAGUUUGACGGCUCCCUGGACUACAACCACGAGGAGUGGAUCGAGCUUCGGCUCUCCCUGGAGGAGUUCUUCAACAGCGCCGUGCACCUGCUCUCACGCCUCGAGGACCUGCAGGAGAUGCUGGCCCGGAAGGAGUUCCCCGUGGAUGUGGAGGGCUCUCGGCGGCUCAUCGAUGAGCACACGCAGCUCAAGAAGAAGGUGCUGAAGGCCCCUGUGGAGGAGCUGGACCGGGAGGGGCAGCGGCUACUGCAAUGCAUCCGCUGCAGCGAUGGCUUCUCAGGGCGCAACUGUAUCCCCGGCAGCGCCGACUUCCAGAGCCUGGUGCCCAAGAUCACCAGCCUCCUGGACAAGCUGCACUCCACCCGGCAGCACCUGCACCAGAUGUGGCACGUGCGCAAGCUCAAGCUGGACCAGUGCUUCCAGCUGCGGCUCUUUGAGCAGGAUGCUGAGAAGAUGUUCGACUGGAUAAGCCACAACAAGGAGUUAUUCCUCCAGAGCCAUACGGAGAUCGGAGUCAGCUACCAGCACGCCCUAGACCUCCAGACGCAGCAUAAUCACUUCGCCAUGAACUCCAUGAAUGCCUAUGUCAACAUCAACCGCAUCAUGUCCGUGGCUUCCCGCCUCUCUGAGGCUGGUCAUUAUGCCUCACAGCAAAUCAAGCAGAUUUCCACGCAGCUGGACCAGGAGUGGAAGAGCUUUGCAGCUGCCCUGGACGAACGCAGCACCAUCCUUGCCAUGUCUGCGGUAUUCCACCAGAAGGCUGAGCAGUUCCUGUCGGGAGUGGAUGCCUGGUGCAAGAUGUGCAGUGAAGGUGGCCUGCCGUCCGAGAUGCAGGACCUGGAGCUGGCAAUCCAUCACCACCAGUCCUUGUAUGAGCAGGUGACCCAGGCCUACACGGAGGUCAGCCAGGAUGGCAAAGCACUGCUGGAUGUGCUGCAGCGUCCCCUGAGUCCUGGGAAUUCUGAGUCCCUCACAGCCACAGCCAACUACUCCAAGGCAGUGCACCAGGUGCUGGAUGUGGUGCACGAGGUGCUGCACCACCAGCGGCGGCUCGAGAGCAUCUGGCAGCACCGCAAGGUGCGGCUCCACCAGCGGCUGCAGCUCUGUGUCUUCCAGCAGGACGUCCAGCAGGUGUUGGACUGGAUUGAAAACCAUGGUGAGGCCUUUCUCAGCAAACACACAGGGGUUGGGAAGUCCCUGCAUAGAGCCCGGGCCCUGCAGAAGAGGCACGAUGACUUCGAAGAGGUGGCUCAGAACACAUACACCAAUGCUGACAAGCUCCUAGAAGCAGCGGAGCAGCUGGCCCAGACAGGGGAAUGUGACCCCGAGGAGAUCUACAAGGCAGCUCGACACCUGGAGGUGCGCAUCCAAGACUUUGUGCGCAGGGUGGAGCAGCGGAAGCUUCUCCUGGACAUGUCUGUCUCCUUCCACACGCACACCAAAGAGUUGUGGACAUGGAUGGAAGACCUUCAGAAGGAGAUGCUAGAGGAUGUCUGUGCAGACUCAGUGGAUGCGGUCCAGGAACUGAUCAAGCAGUUCCAGCAGCAGCAGACCGCCACUCUGGAUGCAACGCUCAACGUUAUCAAGGAAGGCGAAGACCUUAUUCAGCAGCUCAGGUCAGCGUCUCCCUCCCUGGGGGAGCCCAGCGAGGCCAGGGACUCGGCUGUGUCCAACAACAAGACGCCCCACAGUAGCUCCAUCAGCCACAUUGAAUCAGUCCUGCAGCAGCUGGACGACGCCCAGGUGCAGAUGGAGGAGCUGUUCCACGAGCGGAAGAUCAAGCUGGACAUCUUCCUGCAGCUGCGCAUCUUUGAGCAGUAUACCAUCGAGGUGACAGCAGAGCUAGAUGCCUGGAAUGAGGACUUGCUCCGGCAGAUGAAUGACUUCAACACGGAGGAUCUGACGCUGGCAGAGCAGCGGCUGCAGCGCCACACGGAGCGGAAGCUAGCUAUGAACAACAUGACCUUCGAGGUCAUCCAGCAGGGCCAGGAUCUGCACCAGUACAUCAUGGAGGUCCAGGCCUCAGGAAUUGAGUUAAUCUGUGAGAAAGAUAUUGAUCUGGCAGCCCAGGUACAAGAGCUACUGGAGUUUCUCCAUGAGAAGCAGCAUGAAUUGGAGCUGAACGCGGAGCAGACCCACAAGCGGCUCGAGCAGUGCCUCCAACUGCGGCACCUCCAGGCCGAGGUCAAACAGGUCCUGGGAUGGAUCCGCAAUGGGGAGUCAAUGCUCAAUGCCAGCCUGGUCAAUGCCAGCUCUUUGUCUGAAGCAGAGCAGCUGCAGCGGGAGCACGAGCAGUUCCAACUGGCCAUCGAGUCCCUCUUUCAUGCCACUUCCUUGCAGAAGACGCACCAGAGUGCCCUGCAGGUACAGCAGAAAGCCGAGGCGCUGCUCCAGGCCGGCCACUAUGAUGCAGAGGCCAUCCGGGAAUGUGCUGAGAAGGUGGCCCUCCACUGGCAGCAGCUGAUGCUGAAGAUGGAAGACCGGCUAAAACUGGUCAAUGCCUCUGUGGCCUUUUACAAAACUUCCGAACAGGUUUGUAGUGUCCUGGAGAGCUUAGAGCAAGAGUACCGGAGAGAUGAGGACUGGUGUGGUGGACGAGAUAAACUGGGGCCAGCGGCAGAGAUCGACCACGUCAUUCCGCUCAUCAGUAAACACUUGGAACAAAAAGAGGCCUUUCUUAAGGCCUGCACCCUGGCGCGGCGGAACGCGGAGGUGUUUCUCAAGUACAUCCACAGGAACAACGUCAGCAUGCCCAGUGCAGCCAGCCACACCCGAGGACCUGAGCAGCAAGUGAAAGCCAUCUUAAGUGAGCUCUUACAGAGGGAGAAUCGCGUCCUGCACUUCUGGACCUUGAAGAAGCGGCGGUUAGACCAGUGCCAGCAAUACGUGGUGUUUGAGCGGAGCGCUAAGCAGGCACUGGACUGGAUCCAAGAAACAGGUGAAUAUUACCUCUCAACACAUACCUCCACCGGAGAGACCACAGAGGAGACUCAGGAACUGCUGAAAGAAUAUGGGGAAUUCAGGGUGCCUGCCAAGCAAACCAAGGAGAAGGUGAAACUCCUGAUUCAGCUGGCCGAUAGCUUUGUGGAAAAAGGCCACAUUCAUGCCACAGAGAUCAGGAAAUGGGUGACCACGGUGGACAAGCAUUACAGAGACUUCUCCCUGAGGAUGGGAAAAUAUCGGUAUUCCCUAGAGAAAGCCCUAGGAGUCAACACAGAGGAUAACAAGGACCUGGAGCUGGACAUCAUCCCAGCGAGCCUUUCGGAUCGUGAGGUCAAGCUACGGGACGCCAACCACGAAGUCAAUGAAGAGAAGCGGAAGUCAGCCCGGAAGAAAGAAUUCAUUAUGGCUGAACUACUCCAGACAGAGAAAGCUUAUGUAAGGGACUUACAUGAGUGCUUAGAGACCUACCUGUGGGAAAUGACCAGUGGCGUGGAGGAGAUCCCCCCUGGGAUCCUUAAUAAAGAACAUGUCAUCUUUGGCAACAUCCAGGAGAUCUACGAUUUUCAUAACAACAUCUUCCUCAAAGAGCUGGAGAAGUACGAGCAGCUGCCUGAGGAUGUGGGACACUGCUUUGUUACCUGGGCAGACAAAUUUCAGAUGUAUGUCACCUACUGUAAAAACAAGCCUGAUUCCAACCAGCUGAUCCUGGAGCAUGCGGGCACCUUCUUUGAUGAGAUCCAGCAGCGGCACGGUCUGGCCAACUCCAUCUCUUCCUACCUAAUUAAGCCUGUCCAGAGGAUCACCAAGUACCAACUGCUCCUGAAGGAACUCUUAACUUGCUGUGAAGAAGGGAAAGGGGAGCUCAAGGAUGGCCUGGAGGUGAUGCUCAGUGUCCCAAAGAAAGCCAAUGAUGCCAUGCACGUCAGCAUGCUGGAAGGGUUUGAUGAGAACCUGGACGUGCAGGGGGAGCUGAUUCUCCAGGAUGCCUUUCAAGUGUGGGACCCGAAGUCGCUGAUCCGGAAGGGGCGGGAACGACACUUGUUCCUCUUUGAGAUCUCCUUGGUUUUUAGCAAGGAGAUCAAAGACUCUUCAGGACACACAAAAUAUGUUUACAAGAACAAGCUACUGACCUCAGAGCUGGGUGUGACCGAGCACGUGGAAGGCGAUCCCUGCAAAUUCGCCUUGUGGUCCGGGCGCACCCCGUCCUCAGACAAUAAAACAGUGCUGAAAGCCUCCAACAUAGAAACCAAGCAGGAAUGGAUCAAGAACAUACGAGAGGUGAUUCAAGAAAGGAUCAUUCACCUGAAAGGAGCUUUAAAGGAGCCAAUUCAGCUCCCCAAAACACCAGCCAAACAGAGGAACAAUAGUAAGAGGGAUGGAGUGGAGGAUGUUGACAGCCAAGGGGAUGGGAGCAGCCAGCCAGACACCAUCUCCAUUGCCUCUAGGACCUCUCAGAACACAGUGGACAGUGACAAGCUCUCUGGCGGAUGUGAGUUGACCGUGGUCCUCCAGGACUUCAACGCAGGCCACAGCAGCGAGCUGACCAUCCAGGUGGGACAGACGGUGGAGCUGCUGGAGCGGCCGAGCGAGCGGCCGGGCUGGUGUCUGGUGCGCACCACGGAACGGAGCCCCCCUCAGGAGGGCCUGGUCCCCAGCAGUGCCCUGUGCAUCUCCCAUUCCCGAAGCAGCGUGGAGAUGGACUGCUUCUUCCCCUUGGUGAAAGAUGCAUACUCUCAUUCCUCCAGUGAAAACGGAGGCAAGUCCGAGUCAGUGGCCAACCUGCAGACCCAGCCCUCCCUGAACUCCCUCCACAGUUCCCCCGGUCCCAAACGCUCCACAAACACCCUUAAGAAGUGGCUAACGAGUCCCGUGCGCCGGCUCAACAGCGGGAAGGCAGACGGCAACAUCAAGAAGCAGAAGAAAGUACGAGAUGGUCGGAAGAGCUUUGACCUGGGAUCUCCCAAGCCUGGAGAUGAGACGACCCCUCAAGGAGACAGUGCUGAUGAGAAGAGCAAGAAAGGUUGGGGUGAAGAUGAGCCAGAUGAAGAGUCACACACCCCCCUCCCUCCGCCUAUGAAGAUCUUUGACAACGACCCCACGCAAGACGAGAUGAGUCUGGAAGGAGGCUCAUACCGGGGGAGCUUGAAAGACCCCGCAGGCUGCCUGAAUGAGGGGAUGACCCCGCCCACACCUCCUAGAAACCUGGAAGAAGAACAGAAAGCCAAGGCCCUGAGAGGCAGGAUGUUUGUCCUGAACGAGCUGGUACAGACAGAGAAAGACUAUGUCAAGGAUCUGGGGAUUGUGGUGGAGGGCUUCAUGAAGAGAAUAGAAGAAAAGGGUGUCCCUGAGGACAUGCGAGGAAAGGAUAAAAUCGUGUUUGGGAAUAUUCAUCAGAUCUAUGACUGGCAUAAGGACUUUUUCCUGGCUGAACUGGAAAAAUGUAUCCAGGAGCAAGACAGAUUGGCACAGCUCUUUAUUAAACAUGAGCGAAAGCUGCACAUCUAUGUGUGGUACUGCCAGAAUAAGCCGCGCUCAGAGUACAUUGUCGCCGAGUACGACGCCUACUUUGAAGAGGUGAAACAGGAGGUAAAUCAAAGGCUGACACUCAGCGACUUCCUUAUCAAGCCCAUUCAGAGAAUAACAAAAUAUCAGCUGCUCCUCAAGGACUUCCUGAGAUACAGCGAGAAGGCUGGUUUGGAGUGUUCAGAUAUUGAGAAAGCAGUGGAGUUAAUGUGCCUUGUUCCAAAACGCUGCAAUGACAUGAUGAAUCUGGGACGCCUGCAGGGCUUUGAGGGCACCCUCACGGCCCAGGGGAAGCUGCUGCAGCAGGACACGUUCUAUGUGAUUGAGCUGGAUGCGGGCAUGCAGUCCCGGACCAAGGAGAGGCGCGUGUUCCUCUUUGAACAAAUUGUCAUCUUCAGUGAGCUGCUCAGGAAGGGCUCACUCACCCCAGGCUACAUGUUCAAAAGGAGCAUCAAGAUGAAUUACUUGGUCCUGGAGGAGAACGUGGACAAUGACCCCUGCAAGUUUGCACUCAUGAACAGGGAGACUUCGGAGAGGGUCAUUCUGCAAGCCGCCAACGCUGACAUCCAGCAGGCCUGGGUGCAGGACAUCAAUCAAGUCUUGGAAACACAGCGAGACUUCUUAAAUGCACUACAGUCGCCCAUCGAGUAUCAGCGGAAAGAAAGGAGCACAGCCGUGAUGAGGUCCCAGCCCGCAAGGGCCCCCCAAGCCAGCCCCAGGCCCUACUCUUCUGUCCCCAUGGGCUCUGAGAAGCCCCCAAAGGGCUCCAGUUAUAACCCGCCUCUGCCACCCCUGAAGAUAUCUACCUCCAAUGGCAGUCCAGGGUUUGACUACCACCAGCCUGGGGACAAGUUUGAGGCCAGCAAGCAGAGCGACCUGGGAAGCUGCAAUGGGACCUCGUCCAUGGCCGUGAUCAAAGAUUACUAUGCACUGAAGGAGAACGAAAUCUGUGUGAGCCAAGGUGAGGUGGUCCAGGUCCUCGCCGUCAACCAGCAGAACAUGUGCCUGGUGUACCAGCCUGCCAGCGACCAUUCCCCCGCAGCCGAGGGCUGGGUCCCGGGCAGCAUCCUGGCACCCCUCACCAAAGCCACGGCAGCAGCAGAAAAUAGUGACGGGAGCAUCAAGAAGUCAUGUUCAUGGCAUACUCUACGCAUGAGAAAGCGGGCGGAAGUGGAGAACACGGGUAAAAAUGAAGCCACAGGGCCUCGUAAACCCAAGGAUAUUCUGGGCAACAAAGUCUCUGUUAAAGAGACCAACAGUUCCGAGGAGUCAGAGUGUGAUGAUCUUGACCCUAAUACUAGCAUGGAGAUCUUAAAUCCAAAUUUCAUCCAAGAAGUGGCCCCAGAAUUCCUUGUGCCCUUAGUGGAUGUGACCUGCUUGCUUGGGGACACAGUGACACUGCAGUGCAAAGUCUGUGGACGGCCGAAGCCCACCAUCACCUGGAAGGGUCCAGACCAGAACAUCCUCGACACUGACAACAGCUCAGCCACAUAUACUGUCUCCUCCUGUGAUUCUGGGGAAAUCUCUCUGAAGAUCUGCAAUCUGAUGCCCCAAGACAGCGGGAUUUAUACCUGCAUAGCAACAAAUGACCACGGCACCACAUCGACGUCUGCCACAGUCAAAGUGCAAGGUGUUCCAGCAGCCCCUAACCGCCCCAUCGCCCAGGAGAGAAGCUGCACGUCCGUGAUUCUCCGCUGGCUGCCCCCUUCCAGCACGGGAAACUGCACCAUUUCUGGCUACACCGUGGAGUACAGAGAGGAAGGUUCCCAGGCCUGGCAGCAGUCGGUAGCCUCAACCUUGGACACUUACCUCGUCAUUGAAGACCUCAGUCCCGGGAGUCCUUACCAGUUCAGAGUCAGUGCCAGUAACCCGUGGGGGAUCAGCCUCCCCAGCGAGCCCUCGGAGUUUGUGCGACUUCCGGAGUAUGAUGCUGCUGCCGAUGGGGCCACCAUUUCUUGGAAGGAAAAUUUCGAUUCAGCUUAUACUGAGCUGAAUGAAAUUGGAAGAGGCCGUUUCUCCAUAGUAAAGAAGUGCAUUCACAAAGCUACCCGCAAAGACGUCGCCGUGAAAUUCGUCAGCAAAAAGAUGAAGAAAAAAGAGCAGGCUGCCCACGAGGCUGCCCUGCUCCAGCACCUGCAGCACCCCCAGUACAUCACUCUGCAUGAUACCUACGAGUCCCCCACAUCCUACAUCCUGAUUUUGGAACUGAUGGACGAUGGCCGGCUCUUAGACUACCUUAUGAAUCAUGAUGAGCUGAUGGAAGAAAAAGUAGCUUUCUACAUCCGGGACAUCAUGGAGGCUCUGCAGUACCUUCACAACUGCAGGGUUGCACAUUUGGACAUAAAGCCUGAAAACCUGCUCAUUGACCUACGGAUUCCAGUGCCUCGAGUGAAGCUCAUCGACUUGGAGGAUGCUGUCCAGAUCUCAGGUCACUUCCACAUACACCACCUGUUGGGGAACCCCGAGUUUGCUGCCCCAGAAGUGAUCCAAGGCAUCCCUGUGUCCCUGGGCACAGAUAUCUGGAGCAUCGGGGUUCUGACAUAUGUCAUGCUGAGUGGGGUCUCCCCCUUCUUGGAUGAGAGCAAAGAGGAAACGUGUAUCAACGUGUGCAGGGUGGACUUCAGCUUCCCCCAUGAAUACUUCUGUGGCGUGAGCAAUGCCGCCAGAGAUUUCAUCAACGUGAUCUUACAGGAAGACUUUCGAAGGCGGCCCACGGCGGCCACCUGCCUGCAGCAUCCAUGGCUGCAGCCCCACAAUGGCAGCUACUCCAAGAUCCCCCUGGAUACCUCCCGCCUGGCGUGCUUCAUAGAACGCCGCAAGCAUCAGAACGACGUGCGACCUAUUCCCAAUGUCAAGAGCUACAUUGUCAACCGGGUAAACCAAGGGACGUAGCCAUCUCCUGGCCCUUGAGGUUUCACAUGGAAGUGCAGUGUGAACCAAAGCAAGACUGAAUGUGUCUGUAAAUAACUUGGUUAAUUAUUUCGCUCCAUGUGGUUCUCUGGAUUGAGAGAUGUACCUCUUCAACCUCGUCAGUGGUUAUUCAGGGUCUGAGCAGGAGUAAAAUCACCCUAAAGCCAGGGGCUUUCCAGAAGGCCAUUCAGAAGACAGAAAGAUGCAAAGAGUCACUGAAAGUAUUAAAAAAGGGGCAAGGAUAACAAGAAUAUUCGCUGUUAUAAAACGUUAAUUGGGCAUUCCAAAAUGAGUGGUUUCCUGGGCAAAACUUAAGCUCACUGUAAUGAGUAUAAAAGGUUUCUGCCUUUGUUGAAAUUUUAAUCAAAAACUUGUAUUUAAUAGAGAUGUCAUGUAUGUCAACUCUUCUGGUUUAGAUUACUUAGAUAUAGUUUCUUAAUAGGAUACAAAUACAGUAAAAUAUAUCCCAUUCAGGUUUCAGAGUUUUAUAAUAUAGAGAUAUAUAUGAAAUCAAUCGUAAGUAACUUUGAGUGCUCCAGUUAAGACAGUAGUUUAUUUACCGAAGCAUUACAUUGUUUUGACUAAGCACAAUUAGAUGACAAGUUUUUUAGAGCAUUUUAUAAAUCUUGUAUAGAAAUCUUUUACCAGAACCUGUGCAUUCAGAGAAAGCAAUGUUACCCUUUUGCAAUCUGUGAACGAGAAGAUUUUUCUCUUGGCCACAGGCAUUUGACAACAUAGGUUCUGUAUAUGAAAUGCUACCCCCAAAUUCAUUGGCAGCUCAGAGUUCAUCUGGCAGGAAAGCCUGCCAGGAAAUCAGUCCAAACACAGUAAGAGUUGUGGGGCUAUUUUUAUGUCUACACUUGGUUUGAAACAGGUUAUGAAUCUAACAGGUUCAUACAAAAGGGCAAAUCAAAACCUUUCCUAUAGUUCCUACGAACAACGUCACAACACUUUCUGGUGUCUCCUACAGCUGUGGGGUGCAAUCCUCAGAAAGUUGGCCUGCUUUGUUUCUACCCCCUUAUGGAAGCUAAGGGAUACUUACCAAAAGGAGGCAGCCAUAUAGGCCCUUUAAAGGCCUGGUCCCCAGUCCUUUUUGAAGCCAUGGAAUAGAAUCUGAUGUAUCAUCCUGACAGCACCUUGAGUUUUAGCUGCGAUUGCAAUACCUAUCAGCACUCAGCCGCCGACAUUUCCGUGGACUAAAAAGACUGAUUGCACUUAGAGACCAACGCUGCUGUCUGGUGUAUAUUCUCCGUGCAAGAUGAUUACGAACUGCCCUUUCUUCUGCUGGUGGGAAAAAAAAUUAAACCUGGGCAUUUCAUGGUUUUUCUUUCUGUCUUGUUUUGUUUUUUUUUUCUUCUUUUUAUUUUUGUAGAUGAUCCACCCUUUGUUUUCUAGAAUUUGAAAAUUGCUGUUAUACAAAUCAUAUUUUGAAAAUAUAACUCAAGUGUUUGUCCAAAUCAGGUUUAAGGGCAUUGCUUCUCUCCUAUAAUAGGAUUGAGAAGAUUAAAAUCACGCAGCACAGAGGUGCAAUCAGAGAGUUUAUGAAGGAUUAAUGGAACUACAAACAUAUCUAAAUGGAAAAGAAUGGUGGAAACUAAGCCUGAACUUUAAAAUAUAAGAACACUUAUUCCCACAGUGGAAAUGUGAAUUGAAUAUUCUCAUCAUUCUUUUCCAUUGGUUUCAAAGUCAACUUCCUCAUCCACCCUCCACCUCAUCCCAUCCAAGAUUAUAGAUUAAUAAACUAGUAGAAAGGACAAGCAAUAAGACUGGAUAGCACUUCAUAUUUCAGGAUUAACCAAAUAGAUGGAAAAUGACUCCAACUGUAUCUGUUCCUGGGUCAUCAAGGCUCCCUUUCUCAGAGCUCUCUCUUGACUAGCCCUCCAUAUUGAUCAUUGAAACCCAUGUGUAUAUACAAAUACUAUAUGAUACAAUAUUUCAAAAUUUAAAACAUAUAUACUAAAAACUCUUUUAGUAAACAUGUCUUCAUUAUGACAUACAGCAUAAAAAAAGAAAGCCUGGUCCAUAGGGCUUGUCAUAGGAUAGAUCGCAGGUGCUGAGGAUUCCAAAUAUCCAUAAAGUACACGUGACAAGUUCUGUUCCAUCCAUUGUGGAGAACAGAGCCCCCUGCUGAAUCAUGUUGAGUUUUUAUGACCAUCUAGGAGACAUGCUGAGCUUCUGCUUGAGAAGGAUGGGGCCUAGGGCAAUGGGGCACAGGUUGCACAGGAGAGCAUUAAUGAAAUCUUGUUGUGGGGAGGGUGUUGGACAGAAUGUUAGAGCCCAAGCUUUGAUAUCAGCUUUUCUAUCAGAGUUGAGAUGGUCCAGAUGUGAAGUAGUGUGGAAUUCCCCCAAUACACAUGUUGGGGAAGUGAGGAGACAGGAAAGGAGUGACGUAGAAAUGAAAAGCAGUAUGAUUUUGUUAAUUGGAGCCAAAGUACAAUCAUUAGAAUAGAAUGAAUUUAAUAAAGGCCCCAAGAGAAAGGGUGUAUAUUUCAUAUAGUUUGAUAACUGGAGAAAACUAACAGGUGGUCCCCUGUCUGCAAAGCUCCUGGUCCCUCCCAACAGGGAUGAGAUAGCUGUCCUGGUUCAAGAAUUCUCCAUAGCAAGUUGGAAAGAACAAGGAAUCCCAGAAGACAGGGCUGGGAAAUGUACUUGAGUUGCUCUGUGGGCAACUGUGGUGAGGCCCGAAGGAGUAGGACCCACUUUCAUAUACCCAUUUUGGCAGAGAGAUUGAUUACUUUGUGGUAAAGAAGAGAGGAGAGAAAAGAAAAUGGUCCAUUUCUACUAUAAUUAUGGUAGUUCUUGAAAUCAAAACUUAACUAGGAAUUAGUGAGAGUAAGCUUCCAGUUGAAAUGGGAAAAAUAAAUAUUGGUUAAAGUCACAUUUUUCUUGGGUGGCUCAUAGUCAUUGAAUGGGGUUUGGAGGUGUUUUGGGUUUUGUCUUGUAAGGGUGGGAUGCAGACAGGAAGAAAAGAUCAGGGACAACCCAUAAUAAUUUUGAAAAGGUAUAAUGACUUACUGCAUCUUUUACAUUUGUUUCAAAUUAAAUAGAUUUGUAGCCACUUACAGCUGAAUGUGGGAAAAACUUUAAGAACAAAAUUGUCACGGUGGAGGUGUCCUUCGGGUCUCUCACGGCUACAAACACUCUUGGGAGAGUGGGGAGGAAGCAGAGGAAAAGCUGGAUUCACCGCUUUGUGGUUCACAAAGGCUUUAUAAAUAGUAGUGCCUUUUAGAGGGGAGGAUGGGAGAUAAAGAAGUUCAUUGUAUUUAGAUUAACUGAUAGUGCAGCAUUUUCUCUUUAUUUUAAACUAUCUUUUAAGUGAAAACAUCUGAAUAUGGGGGAGCCUAGGAAUUCUUGAGUUUCAACCUCAGCUAUUCCUGAUUCGUCCUUUCUUACAGAAAGUGUUUUUUCUGCCCCAAAUGUCCCCAUUGUUAAAAUGGGAGUUGUGGAGAAGGAGGGGAGGACAUUAAUCUCAUAGGAAUGUUGGAAAAACACCUUUGUUGGGAUGUCUAGAAAACACUUUGAUUCUUUUAAAGUGCUACACACUGCCAGUGCGAAGAAUUUUAUUGAUGGUGACUUUGAACAUUCCAGGUUUUCAAUAUUCAUGUCUUUAGAUACUAUUUGUAAACUCACGGGAUUAAAUUCUUUAAACUGAUUUUAAUUGGAAGUACUAGCUGCUCUUUGUCUAGAUGUUAUUUGGUCUUAGCCUGUAAUUUCAAUCAUUUAAAAGCUUGUCUACAGAAAAAGGGUAGGAGAGCUGAUGCAGCUUAUAUUAAUAAACUGUUUUCUCCAGUGUAUCUUACGGCAGACGCAAAGAGUAAGAUGCCCCCAAAGCAACUGCCACUCUCCCUUCUCAAGCUUUAUGCUUUGGAAAAAUUGACAGAGAAAAACCCAAACAGCCACUCUCCUCACUGGGAGGGCAGAAGUGAGAAUAAAAUAUUUUCUGAUAUCACAACUCAUUUCUUUAGAGUCUCACAGGCCUCUAUUAUAAGAGGCAAAUUAAAUGCACAGGUAAAAAAUUGAACUGUUGGUUUUUGGAGGGAAAAUCUUGGAUCCUUUUUUUAGAUAAUUAGGUGUUUCAGGAGUUGCAUAUUUGCUGUCCUAUCGUCUCUAUGAUUUAGUGCCUGUGACUUAGUCAUUACCUUUUUUCUUGCCAUGGUGGAAGAGCAUGGACAUUUAGAUUUGUGAGAAGACAAGGGAGAAAACAUGUUUUAAACUAUCUAAUGGUUAUUUCCGUGUAUUAAGUAAAGCUUUGUCCCAUGCAUUUGCUAGAGGUGGAGCUAUUUCAAACACAAGGGGUUUCUGGAAUAGGGCAAAAGUGCAGACUCACCACUUCCUUGUUCAGUUUUGAGAAAUGUGGGCCUUAUUCCUUUCUCUCCUGGGUAGCAUGGCUAUGAAGUCUGAGUUGGGCAAACACAGUAUUUGACUUAUUUACAUUAUGGUUUUUCUUAACUAUUUAAGCUUUAGGGUGCAUUUGGAAAUGAAUGAUUAAAGCUGGGGUGGUGUUAGCAAAGAUAAGGUUUACACAUACUCCACUAAGACAAGCGAAGCUACCAUGUUAAUAUUUCUUUUCUAAAAUCUACAAGGCUCUGAGUUGUUUCAUUAAUUCUAGAGGGUUAAAAAGGGCUGAAAUUUGUCCACAGCACUAGAGGUUUUUAAUAGAAAAUAUUAUUCAUGUGAGAAAUCUAUACAGACAUAUAACACAGAAAUAUCACAGGCCAUAUUUUCUAUGAAAGGCAUUUCUUCCUCAUUUUCAGUAUAUGGAGAAGUUAGAGGAGAGGAAAAAGCAAUUACUUUAAGACAAAUUUUCAUCUUUAAGGGACAUUUAAUAGAAAGCCUGAAAUUCAUACUCAUAGGCUAUUGUGCUUUCCUGUCAGCCUGUUUGCUGGGAGAUUCUAAAAUGGGGUCAGGUUUGGUUUUAUUCAAAUGAUCAAGAUUAACUGUUUCUUCAGAUAACUGUUAUUUCAGAUAGUGAGGACAGCUGAGAAAAGGGAAGGUGGUGCGGAAAAGGGCAAAUAAUUCUUGGAGUCCCAACUCCUGAGGCUUAAUUGAAGCAAGCUAAUUUGCCAGCCCAGGAACAGCUAACAUGAGUUCCACCAAUGCCUGACUUCUAUCAAGAAACGUACCACAUCCUGGAGUAUUAUGGAGACUGUUACCACGAUCUCAAAGACUGUGGUUAUGAAUCUGAAAUGAACAAAACAUGCAUCUUCUCUUACUAACUGAAGCCAUAUCUGUCAUCUCUGUGUUUGAUUUUUUUGACCCUGGUGCUUUUUACUUCUGUUUCUGCCAAACUUCAGCCUACUCUAUGGGGAAGGUGAGUAAAACUAGUAGUUAGGACAAAUGUGAAGACUGAAAAACUGGAGUCUUCAGAAUGAGAUCGUAGUCAGAUAACAGUAGUGAUCAAAGUGCAAACUGUUGGAAAAUAUGGAUAUAUGUACAUCUGUACAUGUAUAUAGUGUAUAAUACGUAUGUAUAUGUUAUUGCUCAUAUGCAGAAAUCUAUCCAUGUGAAGACAGCCCAGGUGGGUCAGUUUUUCUAUUGGAAAACCAUUUAGGGACAUUCAAAACCAUUAGGGCUGAUGGGCAGAGUUAGUUUCACUCAUCUGGGAAUUAUUUGUUCCCUUUUGAAGUCCACAAAGCCAAAAACAAAGCCUGAAACAUAAUGGGGCCAUUAUUUUAGUUAUUCUGUUUACCUGAAGUCUUUAUAUUCAUAUCUUUAUAGUUGAAUUAUUAAUAGUUGGUUUGCAAACUGCAUUGGCACCUUUUGGUUUUGAGCGAUCCCUUCCCCACCAAGUAUUUUGAGAGUUUGGGGUGGGCUUCUCUGGCCAUUCAGAUAAAGGGCCUUAUCCAUAAAUGGACAGGUUUCCCCAUAGGGACCAUUACACAUAUACAUAGAAGUACAUGCUUCCAUCAGGCUUGUAACAAUUGAUUUAAAAUCACUCCACAGUAUUGAUAAAUAGCUCUAUAUUUUCAAGGUGCAGAAGAAUUCCACAGCCUUAAUUAUUUCAGUGUCUUGCUGGUCUGCCUUAAGUGUAUCUUCUGGGUUUUUGGUUGUCUUAUUAUUUUUAAGUUUUUCUGCAGUUGUUCAUUUUGUAUGCACACAAUGUCGUUUUGUAAAGGUAGUUGUAAAUAUUUUAUUUGUAAGUCAAAAUCAUUCAUGUGUAAUGUUGUAAAGUGAUGACCUGCUGUCUUGUUAUUAUUACUACAGUAAAUGUUAUGAGUUAUGGAUGCAACUUCAAAAUGUACAUCUCACAAGUUAUGCAUUCCUAUAAAUAUACUAUACUCAAGAUA
Molecule: messenger RNA, 15576 nt
Organism: Equus quagga
Lineage: Eukaryota; Metazoa; Chordata; Mammalia; Perissodactyla; Equidae
Gene: KALRN
Product: kalirin RhoGEF kinase
Exons: 59
Coding region: 398-9271 (2957 amino acids)
Biological process (GO): axon guidance; protein phosphorylation; intracellular signal transduction
Cellular component (GO): postsynaptic density; cytoplasm
Molecular function (GO): protein kinase activity; protein binding; guanyl-nucleotide exchange factor activity
Source: RefSeq, a predicted model, not a curated record